Messenger RNA from Aspergillus terreus NIH2624, 1233 nucleotides. RefSeq names its product dipeptidase gliJ (gene gliJ). The coding region runs from base 1 to 1233 and encodes 410 amino acids. Lineage: Eukaryota; Fungi; Ascomycota; Eurotiomycetes; Eurotiales; Aspergillaceae. Gene Ontology annotation, molecular function: metallodipeptidase activity. The transcript has 5 exons. Gene Ontology annotation, biological process: proteolysis. The record is from RefSeq and is a predicted model, not a curated record.
AUGACCACGGACUUGAAUCAAAACCCCUACCUAGUGCGGGCGCAACAGCUGCUUUGUAGGGUACCACUUAUUGAUGGACACAACGACUUCCCCUUUAUAAUCCGCGGGCUUUAUCAGAACAAUCUCACAAGAGCAAGCCUGAAUGACUUGCCCAUUGGGCAAACCGACAUCUCCAGGCUACGUCAGGGCUCCGUGGGAGGGCAGUUCUGGAGCGCUUAUGUACCCAACCCGGUGCAUUCAGAUAAGGAGUCUGAUGAAGCCUACCUAGAAUGCCUGCGUCAAACCCUGCAGCAAAUCGACGUAAUCCACCGCAUGGUGAGCGAACACCCCGAUGUAUUUGGUCUGGCGCAGAGCGCCGCCGACGUCUGGAAAAUAUUCCGUGCAGGCCGCAUUGCUAGCCUCAUUGGAAUCGAAGGUCUCCACCAGAUCGCACACAGUCCGAGUGCCCUACGGAUGAUGCACAAGCUAGGAGUGCGGUAUGCAACACUGUGUCAUACAAAAAACAAUCGAUACUGUGAUUCGGCGGUGGACAGACACACCAGUUCACCAUGGUCUGAGUACGGGGGGCAAACGCAUGAUCCGGGAGAUGAACCGUCUAGGAAUGUAAGAACUGGCUUCCAUUCCCUUACGCUCAAGUAUCUCACGGCUGUCCAUGGCAGGAUCGUUGACCUCUCCCACACAAGCGAAGCAACGCAGAGAGAUGCAAUUGCAAUCUCCAAGGCACCCGUGAUAUUCUCCCACUCCGCGUCCUCUUCGCUAACACCAUCCCCCCGAAACGUCACCGACGAGAUCCUACACCAAUUGAAGCGCAACGGCGGGCUGAUCAUGGUCUGCUUCCUACGAGACCUCGUCAAUUCCGCAGACGACGCCAACACUACCGGCUCCCGCGUAGUUGAUCACAUCCUCUACAUUGCGGAAACCAUAGGGUACGACCAUGUGGGAAUAGGGUCCGACUUCGACGGCAUGCUGGAGGGCCCCCUGGGCCUGGACGAUGUUUCCCGGUUCCCGGAGCUUGUGGCGGACCUGUUCCGGCGCGGAGUGAGCGAGGAGCGGAUCGAGAAAAUUGUUGGUCUAAACACGCUUCGAGUCAUGAAGCAAGUGGAGGAUGUCGCGGUCCGGGAGCAGGCAGAGGGGUCUACCGGGGUGCUGUGUGAUGUGGUCAAACCAAUCUGGACGGCAGAACAGCGCCAGAUGCUGGCCGAGCAGGGAAGAACGCGCGGUCUCCGGCCGUGA